Molecule: messenger RNA, 777 nt
Organism: Effrenium voratum
Lineage: Eukaryota; Dinophyceae; Suessiales; Symbiodiniaceae
Source: the annotation of a GenBank genome assembly
AUGCCAGAGAACUCUCGCUUAGUGGAGGCAGACUACCAUGCCCACAAGGAGGCAUUGGACUCAGCUCUCCACACGCUUCGUGCCGCAGAGGCGAGCAGGCUUCGUCACAUGGACGCCACUCUUGAGACAGAAGCACUUUGGCCACCAUGCCGUGCACGUGUGGCUCUCGCUGAAAAGCUUCAAAAGCCACGAGCCAUCCAACGCCGCUGCCAGCGCUACCUCCUUGAGGUGAUCAUUCCGCUGGCCGAAGGGGUGUGUUCCAAACAUUGGGCUGAUGACCCAAGCAAGGAGGCUUUGCGGCAGGCCCGCGACCUCGUGAGUGCUUGUUCCAGCGCUUGGUUGGAGGCCAUGAGCCGCAAGCUUUCUCCGGAAGCCCAUGUGGGAGAGGCAAGUGUAACACGGCGGGCGUGGCUACACAUGUUGCACCGGUCUGGCAACCCACGCCACAAGGAGGUGCUGCAGCUGCCGGAGAAGUGGCAGAGCUGGCUUGCAAGCCUCCGUCAGGCGCACCUUGCGCGACUAUGCCCCAGCCUCGACAUGGAUGCACUCCAGAGGUUUCUUCAAACAAUCUCACUCGCAAGUCCAGUGAUGCAGGAGGUCUCCACAGCUCCUCCAGUGAUAGUGCCCCUUGGCCUGUUCACUGUGUGGCAGGCGCUGGUCCUUGUGGCGUUGGCUCGGAGGGAGGGGCGGCAUGCACUGGUGGUCCGGCGGCAAGCUGCAGGAACGCCUCAGGUGCUUUUUCGGACCUCAUCCGCAGUCCUAAGCACCGGGCAAUGA